Racocetra fulgida is the source of this 257-nucleotide messenger RNA. The record is from the annotation of a GenBank genome assembly. Lineage: Eukaryota; Fungi; Glomeromycota; Glomeromycetes; Diversisporales; Gigasporaceae.
AAGCAUGUUUGGACGGUUUUUUUAAUGUGUUUAAUGAUUUUGUUGAAACUCUUGAAAUUAAUUUAAUUUCUGAUCAUCUUCUACCACCUAAUAUUAUUUUAUUUGUACGCGAAGGUAUUCAACGUGGUAGAUUUUCUUCAGGUACAGAAUACCUUGUUCCAUUAAAUACUAAUAUUGAAAAAUGGAUACAUGACUUUAAAAGGACAGAAUACAAUGCUGGAAAUAUUGAAUUACAAUAUACUUAUAAGUGUCAUUGA